This is a messenger RNA of Halteromyces radiatus, 1828 nucleotides long. RefSeq names its product major facilitator superfamily domain-containing protein. The coding region runs from base 50 to 1459 and encodes 469 amino acids. NCBI's taxonomy places the organism in Eukaryota, Fungi, Mucoromycota, Mucoromycetes, Mucorales, Cunninghamellaceae. The transcript has 3 exons. The record is from RefSeq and is a predicted model, not a curated record.
CUUUUUUUCUCUACAAUAGUAACUUUCUUUUUUUUUUCUCUCUGUUACUAUGGGGAUCAGUUUACCUUUCCGUUACAAUAGUCCAACGUUCCAAGUCUUUUUGGUCGGUUUUAUCUGUUUCUGUUGUCCUGGUAUGUAUAAUGCCUUGACUGGUAUGGGUGGUGGGGGCAAGUCAAGCACAGAAGCAGUGAACAAUGCAAAUACAGCAUUAUCUAUUACUUUUACUGUUUGUUCUUUACUUGGUGCUCCUGUUUAUAAUAUUUUUGGUCAUCGUGUAAUCAUUCCUGCUGCUCUUACUUAUGUUCUUUUUGUUGGUUCUUUCUUAAGUGAUAGUGAUGGUUUCACUAUUGCUGCUGGUGCUAUUCUUGGUAUUGGUGCUGGUUUCUUAUGGACUGCUCAAGCUGGUAUCAUGAUGUCUUAUCCUAAUGAAAAUGAAAAGGGUAAAGCUUUUUCUAUUUUCUGGAUGGUGUUUAAUUUAGGUGCUGCUAUUGGUGCUGCUAUUCCUUUAGCCAACAAUUGGAGUAACACGACAAGUAACGUCAAUAUUGGUACUUAUAUUGGUUUUAUGGUCUUGAUGACUUUUGGUGCAGCUUUAGCAUUGGGACUUUCACCUCCUAGUAAGGUGGUACGUAAUGAUGGUACUCAUGUAUCUUUACACAAAUUCUCCAAUUGGAAACGUGAAUCUUUGGAAGUGAUCAAAUUAUUCAUGAACUGGCGUAUGUUGAUAUUAAUCCCUCUGUUUGCUGGUUCCAAUUGGUUUUAUACUUAUCAAUUUCAAGUGUACAACGGUGGUGGUUACUUCAAUUUACGUGCUCGAGGUCUUAAUAAUAUGAUGUACUGGUUAUUCCAAAUCAUCGGUGCUGGCUUCUUUGGUUGGUUACUUGAUUUGAAAGGUUUGGGCACCCGACGACGACGUGCUCUUAUUGGUAACACCGUUGUCUUGAUUACCGCCAUUGCUCUUUGGAUCGGUUGUAUCUUUAUUCAAAAGAAUUUCACUUAUGAAUCUGCUCAAAGCACUCCUGAUUCUCAAAAGACAGAUGUAUAUAGUCCUGGUUAUGCUGGUAUGUUGAUAGAAUAUGCUCUAUUUGGUUUCAUGGAUUCUAUCUAUCAAGGAUUCGCCUAUUGGCUCAUGGGAACAAUGACAAACGAUACCGAACGUGCUGCUCGUUAUGGUGGUUUUUACAAGACGAUUCAAAAUGCCUUUGUCGCCAUCGCAGCUCAAGUCGAUGUUAUUCAUACUCCUUAUAUGACUCAACUUAUCGUUGUCUUCGUCCUCAAUGUGGUUGGUAUUUUGCUUGCCUAUGUUGUAUGCUUCACCGUACCUGAUGUUACCAUUGAAGAAAUCGAUAAUUUGCAAACUGGUGGAAAGGAAAUAACUGUGGGUGGUCAUAUCGAAACUGUGGAAGAUGGAAAAAGGGAAAUAAUUGGUGCUGGUGAAAAGUUUGAAACUGUGCAGUGAUGAUCCCCCUUUUUUUUUUGGGCAAGAUGAUUGGAAUUUGAUUCACUUGUAGAUGGAUAUUAAGGAUGUUAGGCUAGUUCCUCAUAUCUUUUUUUUUUUUUUUUUUAUCAUUAGUACUAUCUAUUCCUUCUCUUUUCCUUUCCUUUCCUUUUAUUUUAUCUUUAUUACUCUUUUAGUUUAUUAUUUCCCAUGCACUAUUCUUGUAUUCCUUCUUUUUUUUAUUAUUUCUAUAUUAUUUCUUUACUUCCUUUGACUCUGUUCUCCAUCUAGUUAGUUGUAUUCCCCUUUUUAUUUUAUUUUAUAUUGGUGCAAUCUUACUUUUUUAAUCUUGAAGUUUGAAAUAAAACAUUACAUGACAAAAAAAAAUAA